Thunnus maccoyii (southern bluefin tuna) is the source of this 2263-nucleotide messenger RNA. Its product is annotated as 14-3-3 protein epsilon. The transcript has 6 exons. The record is from RefSeq and is a predicted model, not a curated record. Bases 254 to 1021 code for a protein of 255 amino acids. Lineage: Eukaryota; Metazoa; Chordata; Actinopteri; Scombriformes; Scombridae. Gene Ontology annotation, cellular component: cytoplasm. Gene Ontology annotation, biological process: signal transduction.
CAGUGGAUUUUGCGGUGUGCGGAUGGAGUGUGGUGGGGUCAUUUUGGAGAGGAUUGUAGGCGUGGAUGGAGACUGCUGCGUGGGUUUCCCGGAUGGAGUAGCGACGCCAUCUUUACGCCAGUGCUACCGGUGGGUCUUCGGUUCAGCGGAGUGACGGGUGCUGUUGCUGAUCCACCACCAGGAAUCGCCGAGCAGCCGACAAUUCCUCCCUUUCCACCGGGACGCCACGAACAGCCCGAAUAACCCGAGCACCAUGGCAGAUAGAGAGAACUUAGUGUACCAGGCAAAACUCGCCGAACAAGCGGAGAGAUACGACGAAAUGGUGGAGUCGAUGAAGAACGUGGCCAGUAUGGACGUGGAGCUGACGGUGGAGGAGAGGAACCUGCUGUCGGUAGCGUAUAAGAACGUGAUCGGAGCCAGAAGAGCCUCUUGGAGGAUAAUCAGCAGCCUCGAACAGAAAGAAGAAAACAAAGGCGGCGAAGAUAAACUAAAGAUGAUCAGAGAAUACAGGAAAACGGUUGAGAAAGAGCUGAAAUCAAUCUGCAACGACAUUCUGGAUGUACUGGACAAGCACCUCAUCUUAGCUGCAACCACGGGAGAAUCUAAGGUUUUCUACUACAAAAUGAAGGGAGAUUACCACAGGUACCUGGCAGAGUUCGCCACGGGCAACGACAGGAAGGAGGCAGCAGAGAACAGUUUGGUUGCGUACAAAGCUGCUAGCGACAUCGCCAUGAUCGAACUCCCUCCAACGCACCCUAUUCGUCUGGGAUUGGCCCUUAACUUUUCUGUUUUCUAUUAUGAAAUCCUCAACUCGCCAGACCGUGCUUGCAGGUUGGCGAAGGAAGCGUUUGACAAUGCCAUUGCAGAACUGGAUACGCUGAGCGAGGAAAGCUAUAAGGACUCAACACUUAUCAUGCAGUUGCUACGUGACAACUUGACACUAUGGACCUCAGACGUGCAGGGAGACGGUGAAGAACAGAACAAAGAAGCACUGCAAGAUGCGGAGGACGAGGCCCAGUGAGACUGAACAACACAAGACAAACCUUUCCUCUCCUCCUCCUCCUCCUCCCUUAUUUCUCUCCUCCCAGCACUAGCUCCUGUCCCCAGCUACAGUUUUCAACUGGGUUUAUACUGCAGCCCUCUCUCUGUCUCUCUCUCUGUCUCUGUGUCUCUCUGUCUCUCUCUCUCUCUCUCUCUCUCUCUUUCUCAACCUUCUCCUCCAUUUCCUCCCAGCUGUCUCACCUUUUCUCCUCGUAUGCACGUCAUCUCCCAGUCCCCUCAGGGCCCAGUCGGGUCAUCAUUUCCACUUCCCCGGGGGUUUUACCUUUUUCUUUUUUUGUUUGUUUGUUUGUUUGUUUGUUCUUUUUUGAUGAGUCAGUUUGCAAGUCUGUAACCCUUUAAAGGUUCAUGUCCUCUUUUACUGUUUUAAUUUUUGCUUUACUUUGCUGUAUCAUCUGUUGCCAAGUACGCUUGCCUGUAUUUGUAACACACAUAUGCAAGAGUUUAUUUAAAGACAAUACUUUGCUGUUCAACUUGUUCCUGUGUAUGUGUGUUUAUGAACAAUUAUAAUGUCCAUGCCUCUGUCAGUCAUUUUUUUUUUAAACAAUUCAGUUUGCAAAUUGAGGAAAUAUAACGGUGACGGAAGGUUUAAAAGGGAUGCGUUAAAGCUUUUUAGGAAGAACUAAGUGCCCUCUUUACUUUGUGGUUACCAAAUCUGCUUCUUCCACACAUCAAUAGGUCUUUUUUUUUUUAAAAUGACAAACAGCAGAAUGUCCCCCCUUCUCCGAGCAUCACUCUGACCUCUUCUCUUGUCCACUCUUGGACCAAGUAUUGUGCUGAAAGGCUGUAGCGCUUUUGCUAAUGGCAGAUUGCUAGGUAAUGGCUUUUUAGCAGAUAAAAUGUGUGUAUGUGUGUGUGUGUGUGUGUGUCUGUGUGUGUGUGUGCGUGGGAGGGGAAUGCUCAACACUCUUUGAUUGUAAUGUAAUGCAGUUUUGCAUUGGCACCAUAUGGAGAAAAAAAAAAAAAAGUUUGGGAAAUAGAGGCCUGCUGUAUCUUACUCCCCUGACUCUUUCAGGUUUUCCUCGUCUCUACUCUCUGUCUCUUUCCUCUCAUUUCCUCUCUUCCUUCUGUUCAGUAUGUGUAACGUGAAUCUGAUUUGUACUACUGGAUAUUCUCACCGGAGCCACAAGUACCAUCUGUAUUCUUACUGAAACACAGCAUGGAAUUAACAUUAAACUUCAAAACUGAAAAAAUGUCAAAUUAA